Molecule: messenger RNA, 4360 nt
Organism: Anas platyrhynchos (mallard)
Lineage: Eukaryota; Metazoa; Chordata; Aves; Anseriformes; Anatidae
Gene: FBXO34
Product: F-box protein 34
Molecular function (GO): protein binding
Source: RefSeq, a predicted model, not a curated record
GCUGCUCGGUGCAAGGAGGUUGGGGAGAAGGAGGAGGGGAGAAGGAGGAGGGGAGGAGGAGGGGGGGGAUCCGGCCGCGCCGAGCCGAGCCCGGGCUCGGCGGCUCCCAGCAGCUCGCCGCCGGGACGCCCCCUCCUCGUCCCCGCCGGAGCUCGGCAGCCCCGCUGCGGGCUGGGGUGUUGCUGCUGUCCAGCCCAGCAAGCGAUUUUGGAGGCCUUCUCAGGCAGCUCACCACUUCCAAAAGCUCUUGUAGCAUCAAAGGCAAAGGAGGCAGCUAUCCCUCUGCAUCUGGAAAUGCCUUUCUCGUGAGUGCGCGAGGAACCUACACAACUGUAAUGCCUAACCCUACAUGGAGUAACAACCCUGUGAAGGUUAAUCCACUGUAAUUGGCUGUGAAAUAAACCCAGGGGGAUUUUCCUGUCUGUAUGUGAUGCACAGCCUCUUUGCCGUCUACUUGGCAACUGUACCUCCAGGCUGUGCCCAACUCUGCAAAACUAAAGCAAACGACUGAAGCACCUCCUGCAAGGGAUCAGCCUCGGUUCAGAAAUGCUGUGGUAGUUAAAUGGCAGGAUAGGACUGAGGCAAAACAUCUGAUGAGCUUAGCCAGGAAUACAUCGGGAGUUUUAACCAGUUUGGAAGUGCCCUGGCAUUCCCGGCGUGGUAUGGCUGCGUUUAUUUGGGUGUGGAUGUUUCUGUGAUACAGUUCCUGCUGGGUCUGAAAUGCUGGUGUCAGUAAAGCCAGAAGGAGAAGCCAGACAAAAGCUUGGAUAGAAGUCAGAAUCUCAGUGCCUCUUGCUGGUGGUUGAUGGGAAAGUAAUGAUUUUGUGUUUAACUUUGGGGUUUUCAUAAAGCACAUGCUUUGUCCUCUGAAUUUCUGUUAGUAAAUAUCCAUUUGACAGCCUACAAAACAUCCCCAAUGAGUGAUUUUUGUGCCUGGGUUUCAUUCUUGCGGGUCGGUUCUUGCUUUAGGCUCUGGGCAGCCUAACAAAGGGGGUGUUUAACCGCAAAGCCUUGAGUUUUGGUGUCAGCCUAACGUCUUGUCCUCCUGAAUUCGUGGAGCAGGGGGCACGCUCCCAUCCUCCAGCUCUGCCAGGGCACCACCUCGGUCUGCUCGGCUCCUUUGCGUCGUGCGGAGCUCAGCAGGGACUUCUGCACGCAGCCCGGAAUGUGUUUAUACGAUAUUUUAGCUAUUAUUUUAGGCUCCUGCCUGCUCAAACGCAGGCAAAUGAUUAACCUCUCGUUCCCCAUCGCUAGAGGAUUUGGGAAACCGCUUUAGCAGGCGGCAGGUCGGCUGGAUCGAAACCAAUUCCUGCCGCCCUGCUGGGGAAGCCAUCCGGAAUCACUUUCUCACGUGUGGCUAACAAGGUGGAGAGGGCUUCCCAGGCCAGGAGCGCUUAGUGGCAGCCCUGAGCUGUAAACCACCGGGGCCAGGCAGUAACCGAGCUGUGCACAGUUCCUAGGUGGGAGAGACACGGUGAGGCUCUGUGCGGGGCAAGGAGCGCUGAUGAGGGAGCCUUGCAUGUGAACCAGGAUGGACUGGCUGUGACGGCGUGCCUUAGCUGGAGAGGUGGUUACGAUGAAGAGUUCCUGCAGAGCUGGCCUCCACAGGGAACCGCUGAAUUCCUCCUCUUCCACCUUCCAUCAAGUCAAACGGGUUUCUGGUAUGCACUUAAAGCCAUAUCUCAAGUUACAGAAGAAAGAGCGAUCUCCAGAAAUAAGCCAGGAUUCCCUGCGAGGCCCACCUGGGAGCCGCCAGAGAGCAGCACCCGAAGAAAAAUACAGCAACGACCGCACCUUCCCCAAACCCUCCCUCCUGGCUCCCUCGAGAAAGCUCCUGGGGGUUUUGUAUCCCAAUAACAUGUGCAAUAUGAGCGGGAAGUGUCCGGCGGACGGCCCGAGCGCCAGGGAGAAGAAAAACGCCACCAUCCACCAGGGGGAAGAAGGGGAAGGGCCUCUGGACGUCUGGGCCGUGGUGAAGCCCGGCAACACCAAGGAGAAGAUCGCCUUCUUCGCCGCCCAGCAGUGCAGCGGCAGCAACCGCCUGGGCUCCAUGAAGAUCAAGAGCACCUGGGACAUCGACGGGAGGACGGCCAAACGCCGGAAAAAAUCCUUGGAUCUGAAAAAAGCCAAGAUCCAGCUGGAGCGCGUGCGGGAGGCCGGCGCCCGGUGCGCUCCGCCGGAGCCCUUCGCCUGCGGCAUCGAGCACUGCUCCGUGCACAACGACGGUGCUGAGGGAGCCUUCCCGGGCCGCUCGCUGUCGGUCAUCGAGAUGGUCGCCUUCCUGGAGCAACGAGCCAGUGCUCUGCUGGUGGACUGCGCGAAAACCUGCGCCCCGGCACCCUCUGUGAGGCCCAAGGGAGCGCUGCCCGGCUCGGACGCUUUCCCCUCCGCCGGGGGGUGCGAGGUGCACGAGAGGGGGGUUUGUGGUGAGCAGCAGCAGCAGGGAGAGCCGGUGCGUGUGCUGGACAUGGUGGCCAGGCUGGAGUCGGAGUGCCUGAGGAGACAGAGCGAGCGGGAGGCCGGCGGGCUGUCCCGCAACAACAGCUUCCGCAGGAACGUGGGGAGGGUGCUCCUGGCCAGCGGCACGCAGCCCGGUGGCGAGGCAGGCAGAGCCGCCUCCUCCUCCUCCUCCUCCUCUUCUUCUGUCCUCGGGCAGGGCGAGGGGCUGGGAGGUGCUGGGGUGGCCGAGGCCGGGUGUGAGGCCGCGGAGCCGUUCCCUGCCGCGCUGGAGGCUCGUGUGGGGAGCGCGGGCUCGGGACUUGCUCAGGCGGUGUUGGCUUUGACGGCGAGCAGGAGCGAUGCCGACAGGCGGGGGGAGCUUCCCCAACCCCUGCCGGCCACCACCAGGGUGCCCGAGGAUGCCUCGCAGAGCAAGAGCAGUGAGUGUGCAUCGAAGGAGGCCGGGAUUGUCCCGAAGCAGAGCCCGCGGCCUGCCAGGAAGGAGCCCUUGUGCAUCAGCAUCUCGGUCACCAAGACCGAGAAGGGCUGCAGGAAGGAGAAGCUCUCUCGCUCUGCUGAAGAUCAGCUCCCAGGGAGGUUGUUCUUCCUCCAGCCCAGCCAGCCUGCCCCGCACGAGCAGCAGCCGCUGCGGGAAAGCCCCCGAGAAAAGGCAGGAGAAGCAUCCCGAAACGAGGACGAGGAUGCUUUAGGGUCUGACCGAGCAUACAUCAAAACCCACCUCUCCCCGGAGCCGCCUGCCCUCUCCGCUCCCCAACCUGAGGGCGCUUUGCAAGCACUCGAGGCCUCCUGCCUGAAGAGGCAGGUCUCGCAUGACUUUUUGGAGACCCGCUUUAAGAUCCAGCAGCUCCUGGAGCCCCAGCAGUACAUGGCCUUCCUGCCCCACCACAUCAUCGUCAAGAUCUUCGGCUUGCUGCCCACCCGCAGCCUGGUGGCCCUGAAAUGCACCUGCUACUACUUCAAGUUCCUCAUCGAGUACUACAACAUUCGGCCGGCCGACUCGCGCUGGGUCCGCGACCCCCGCUACAGGGAGGACCCCUGCAAGCAGUGCAAGAAGAAAUACGUCAAAGGGGACGUGUCCCUGUGCCGCUGGCACCCCAAACCCUACUGUCAGGCUUUGCCUUACGGCCCCGGCUACUGGAUGUGCUGCCACAGGUCUCAGAAGGGCAUCCCGGGCUGUAAGCUGGGGCUGCACGACAAUCACUGGGUUCCCGCCUGCCACAGCUUUAACCGGGCUCUCCACAAGAAGAGCAGAGGGGCCGGGGGCGAAGGGGAAGAGGAAUAUUAGUGCACAAACACUUUUCCUGUGAGAUUGUUUGGGGGAGGAGGAGAUUCUCAUGCCUUGUGCUGUUUACAGUGUACAUAAUUAUCAUGUUUUCUUUUUUUGUUUUUUUUGUUUUUUUUUUUUCACAGGGCUAUGAAACUGCACAUCCUUAAACACAAGAGCCUUUACCUGUUAGGUGAGAGAGAGCUUUUAGUCCAUCCCUGUAAAUAACGCUAUAAAAAAAAAAAACCCUAAUUGUACAUACCGAGUCUCCAGCUGGCUGAACAACGUCCUCACUACAAUGCAGCUCCCAUCGUGUUGCGGCUAUAGUUGUGUGUGUUUUUAAGUGUCUCCUUUCGAAAUCUGUAUAUCCUGUAUAAUAUAUGAAUGUUCCCAAGAGGAAACUCUAAAUAGGUAAAGGCCACCUUGUUUAAAGACCCUUCAAACAAUUUAACUGGACGACCUUACGAAUUAGCCUAGAGCAGAUCCCUUAUAGUAGCCUUGGCAGUGAAUAAAAAGAGAUGAAUAUUAUUGUAUAGUCAGAAUAUAAAAAGUUCUUGCCUACCUUACCCAUGUUGUCUGUUUUUUUUUGGUUUUCUUUUUUUUUUUGAUUUUUUUUUUUUUUUUACUUAAAUAAAA